AUGGAUGGUGUCGGCGAGGCGGCGGCGACGACUCCAUCAGAUGGUUUUUUCCUCCUGUUCUGUCCCCGUUGCUGCGGCGUUGUUUCCGGCGCCAAGGCGGAGCAGAGAGGAUUCGUCCAGGAGUACGUGCAGACGAUGGUCUGCACUGGUGACAGCUGGAAGAUGGUGCACCUUGUGGUGGGUUUGUGGUUGAAGGCUGAUGGUUCUGGUUCCCUACUCCGAUAUCGUCGUGCGUGGGUGCCAGUGCUGAAGUUCGAUGGCGUGUCCAGGGACAUGCUGCCCUGGUCUGAUUCUUUCAACGGCAAUGGUUUGUCCUAUGGCAAACUACAUUGGAGGUCCGAAAAGCUGAUGAUCAGCGAUGGAGCCGCGUCGAGCUCAGGUGAAGAGCAACCUCCAAAUAGCCCAGACCUGAAUGUGCUCGAUCUAUGCUUCUUCAGGUCUCUGCAGUCCCUCACUGAUACCAGAGCACCAAACAAUAUCAGGGAGUUGAUACAUGGCGUGGAGGAAGAAUACAGGAACUACGAGGUCAACAAACUGUCUCGAAGCUUCAUCACACUACAAUCCUGCAUGAUUAGGAUGAUCAAGAUGGGUUCUGUUCCUUCUGUGCCCUUAAAGAACUUAUGGAAGAAUCGAUUCAAAGGCCUAGAUUUGCUAGAAUUGUCUUCACAUUUUAUACCAGGACAACAAGAGGAUGCACAUGAGUUCCUUCGUUGCUUGUUGGAUAAUUUGCAUCAUUGUACCCUUGAUCCCAAAUCAAAGGGGAAGCCCUCAUCUUUUGAUGAGGAAAGUAUUGUCAAGCACGUGUUUGGAGGUCGACUAAAAAGCCAGUUGACAUGCCGUGAAUGUGGUCACUGCUCCGAGACAUUUGAGCCCUUCCUUGAUCUCAGCUUGGAGAUUGACCAGGUCGAUGACCUUAUUGUUGCGUUGGAAUCUUUUACUAAGGUGGAGCAAAUCGGUGAUCUUGAGAACAAGCUAACAUGUGAAAGAUGUAAUGUUGAAGUUUGUAAGGACAAGCGGCUUAUGCUUGAUAAAGCACCUGAUGUUUUGACACUUCAACUGAAGCGCUUCACCACACUUGAUAGCUCAGUUGAAAAGAUUGACAAACAUGUGUCAUACCCAUCAGAACUUGAUUUGAAGCCGUUCCACAGUAAUCCAGAGACAGAGCAUAUUUUGAUGUUUUGUUUGUAUUCUCAACUGCAUCAGGAGCUGAAAUAUGAUCUUUAUGGUGUCGUUGAACAUUCUGGAUUACCUAACUUUGGCCAUUAUGUGUGCGCCAUUCGUUCUUCACCAAGCAGUUGGCACUUGAUGGAUGACUCACAUGUUAAUUCCAUUACGGAGACAAGUGCACUACGACAUGAAGCAUAUGUUCUCUUCUAUGUUAGGCAGGGUAUGUUCCCGUGGUUCUCAAGUUUGAUAGACGAAGCUACUAACACAAGUCAACAAAGAACAUCUGUCGAAGAUGAAAUCAACAACUCGGAGAGACCCUCAACUCGGAGAACAUCGGACCAUGAUGUGUUUGCCUUUGAGAAAUUAGAUGAGGAGGAUACUCGCUUGAUGCCUGCGACUGAACAUCAAAGGAAGGUGAAGAAACCAAAGACUAAAUCUGCGUCAAAAUCUGUGAAAGGCUCUUUCGUAGAUCAGAGUGUAUCAAGGUUAAUGAUGGACAUGCCGUCGGCACGAAGGCAAGGUUUUCUGGACUGCAUUAUCACACAACGCCAUGAGCAUGAGUCCUACAGUGGCCCUCGAAAGCUUCUCUUUUCAGUUGCAAAUGUACAUGCUAACAGCAACGGGGAGAAUGCUAAUACUCCAGUUAAUUGA
Molecule: messenger RNA, 1818 nt
Organism: Lolium rigidum
Lineage: Eukaryota; Viridiplantae; Streptophyta; Magnoliopsida; Poales; Poaceae
Product: probable ubiquitin carboxyl-terminal hydrolase 16
Exons: 9
Coding region: 1-1818 (605 amino acids)
Biological process (GO): protein deubiquitination
Cellular component (GO): cytosol; nucleus
Molecular function (GO): cysteine-type deubiquitinase activity; cysteine-type endopeptidase activity
Source: RefSeq, a predicted model, not a curated record